Molecule: messenger RNA, 2499 nt
Organism: Trichobilharzia regenti
Lineage: Eukaryota; Metazoa; Platyhelminthes; Trematoda; Strigeidida; Schistosomatidae
Source: the annotation of a GenBank genome assembly
AACAGCUGUGGAAUUAGGGUGACACUGACCUUAGAGCACUGUUCAAAAAACUAUGGAUUCGAGGUCAAAGCUUGUUCAAGCCUUUAAGGAUUAUGGUGGCAGAGUUUCAAGCGAACAGUUACUGAAAUUUAUAAAAGAGGAUAGUGAGUUGAGUCAAGAACCCAGAAGUUGUAUAAAGAAAAUAGUUGCUUCGAUCGCUGUAAUUGAAUAUGACUCGGAUCAGAAAAGAUAUCUAGUUUUGAAAGACUUAGUUCGUGAUAAGGAGAAUCUUGUCUGCAACACUGUAUGUCAGUCGACUCAGACGUCAACGUCGCAGGUUGUGGGAAGGCAAAGAUGUGAGGUUUCCAGCGAAAGUAGUCGACCACAAGAACGACCAGUGUUACAAAGACCACCUGGUCCUCUAAUCAGCGGUGUUUCACCGUCUACUAAAGCUUCUCAUAUCUAUUCAACAUACACGGGCAGUGAAACUCGUCUUUGGUGGUUAGCAGCUGUUGAUUGUCGAUUGGGAGAUAUGAGACGUCUAUUAGGUUUGAAUCCAAAACUAGCGAAUUGGACUGAUCCGGUGCAUGGUUGGUCGGCAUUACACUAUGCAGCGAAAUUUGGGAAUGUGAAAUGUGUUCAGCUGUUGGUCUCUCAAUAUCAUGCUGACGUAAAUAUUCGAAAUAAAAGCGGACGUACGCCAUUGCACAUUGCAGUUGUUCAUUCACAGCGAGCUAUUAUCAGGGUUUUGAUAGAAGAUUAUAGAGCUGAUAAUGAUAUAAUGGAUUAUUCUGGUUAUUACCCAUAUAUGCUGCUGUCGGAUGACUUGAAGAUUGAAUUUGAGCCUAUUUUAACCUAUGGUAAAUUACAACGAAUCCGAUCAGCAUUGAAUAUAUUGAAGCGGAAACCUGUGUCUGGAGAUUGUCCGAGUAUUCCUACAAAUAGUUGCAGUAAGAAAAAUGACUCUGCUGAGCAGUCGUCUGUUGAGUUCAAAGCUCCAACUCGUCCACCCUUUAGGCCUAGACGCAUAGAGAGUUUUAAAGGAGAUAUUUCCUCCUUCUGGCCCGCACACAGCAGUUUAAGUCAAACUUCAACACUGAAACCAAUCAAUCAAAAUGGAAUUGAGCAGGCUCGUCGACGUCCUUCAGUUUUCGAGGGUAUCCUAAAAUCAGCUGUUAACGCUGCACAGAAUUGGAGUCCAUCGUGUAGUCCUACGAAAAGUGUGUCAGAGAGGGACAGUGACGGAAAGGAACAGCACAAGGAUAGCUCAAAUGGAAGUGCUCCCAGCAGUAGUUCUUCGUCCAACGACGCACACGCUCGUCUAGCUCAACACUUAGAUUCUAUGAUUUCAUUGAGACGCGAACGUCAAAAACUGGCCAGUUUCAGAUUAAAUGAUAGAAGUGCAAGUUGUGAUGUUGGGUCAUUGGAUUCUUCUGGUUCAUCUGAGUGUGAUUUACCAGUGAUGAAUUUUCUUUCCCGAAAAUCGUAUACAAUUGAUAAUCGGUCGUCCAUUCCUAAUUCGAAAAGUUCAACUCAGUCAUCAGAUCGUAUACUACAAAUACUUCUGUCGUUACUACCUGCACCACCUGCACCGACGUCAUGUUUGUUGAAGAAGGAGAAGAAAAGUCAAGGAAAUACAGCAUAUCAUCGUUUAACAAACGUUUAAAUAAAAAUCUUCGUCGCUCUCUGUCGAAUUCCUCUGCUACAUAUCCAACAUCACCUAGUGAUCAGUGUAAAUUUCAUUCUUUGCCUCAUGGAUAUCAUUCUUUCUCACCGACUGUCUGUACACGUCGUAAAUCACCUUCGGCUACAGCAUUGUUGGCUGAAACGCAUGUUCGUCAAUUACUGAAUCCUGAAUUUUGCUCACUAGUUAGACGUAAAGCGUCAAGUAUUAGUCAACUGUCGAUUGGGUAGGUGAAUUACAAUCUGAAGUAGAUGUAUGUGUCCAUCUUUUCAACUCUCUUUUCUCUGUCUUUCUCUUCGUGAACCUUUUUCUGUGCUUUUUUUUGUUUUAUUCUCUUAAUUAAUCAUUUUCAAUGUUGGCUAAUGACAACCAGUGAUUGUGUGAUUAUCGAAUUCAUCUUACUCAUUCACAAUGUCUCUGUUUGAUGAUUGGGUUUUUUUCCUAUCUGUUAGAGAUCAUAUAAUAGAUUUUUUGUGUAACUGAUCGUGUUUUUUUUAUGUGCAUACUUCAAUCAUCUGAUUCUACAAGUGUUACGUCUCUGUGACGACUACACAGUGGUACUUUUCGUCCUUCUGUGGUGAGAGCAGGCUGCUAGCCGAUUGGUUGGCACUAAUCUACGUUAAGGUCUAGGUCACUAAUAUGGGCCGUGAGACAAUAUGAACAAGGCUGAGUCAACAACCAAUCACAGCAAAGUUAACGUGGCAAAAUAUGAUUCGCAGAUAGAGAACUCUAUUUGUCAAGGAAUCCCGAAACAACCAAUCAGAUGACUGCGCUUGUCUAUAAUAAUGUAGUUGAAAUAUGUAUAAAUACGUGUUGAUUUUCAUAAUAAAACGAUC